Aplosporella prunicola CBS 121167 is the source of this 816-nucleotide messenger RNA. RefSeq lists its product as uncharacterized. The record is from RefSeq and is a predicted model, not a curated record. Gene Ontology annotation, cellular component: cytosol. The transcript has a single exon. Gene Ontology annotation, molecular function: aldehyde-lyase activity. Gene Ontology annotation, biological process: pentose catabolic process. The coding region runs from base 1 to 816 and encodes 271 amino acids. NCBI's taxonomy places the organism in Eukaryota, Fungi, Ascomycota, Dothideomycetes, Botryosphaeriales, Aplosporellaceae.
AUGACGGACAAAGCCCUUAUUGAGCUGUUCUCCAUUUUUAUCACAGCAAACCAUGUACUGUCACAUCAUGGACUUGUCGACGGUUUCGGCCACAUAUCCGUUCGUAACCCCGGAAACCCAGAAAACUUCUUCAUGACAGGCUCCAUGCCUCCAGCCCUCAUGAAGGGAGUCUCUGAUAUCGCAGAAUUCGAUAUCUCUGAGGUAAUCCCUGUCUCCGGCAGCACUUCCAGCGCACAAUCUCCUUACUCAGAGCGCUUCGUCCACUCUCGAAUAUACGCCCAGUAUCCGGCUAUCCAAAGUGUCAUACAUUCACACUCGCCUGCCGUUGUAGCACAAGGCCUCAGCGGGGUCCACCUCCAGCCUAUCUGGCAUAUGGCUGGGUUUCUGGGCGACGAAGUGCCCAUCUUCGACCCACGAAGCGUCUACAAUGAGACCGACAAACAUAAUCUCCUGGUCAACAACAAGGUCCUUGGGGGUGCAAUGGCGGCACUGUUCGGCACUCAACCCGGGCCGUUGGGGCCAUCUCCGAAGAACACUGUCGUUAUGCAGCGGGGCCACGGCUUCACAACGUGGGGUCUCUCGAUCAAACACGCGGUUUAUCGGGCAGUCUACACGCAGGAAAGUGCGAAGAUCCAGCAGAGCUCGGCGAAUUUCCAUAGCUCAAUUGGUAAUGAACCAGUGUCCUUGGAUUGGACUGAGCAGGUUGAUUGCCAGGAGAUGAAUGAUGAGUCGAUUGCGAGAGCGUGGCAGUUUUGGGAGGCGCAGGCUCGGGCAGAUGCGUUGUAUCGCAAUGACCUGGAUGCAGAUUAUCUCUAA